AUGCCUUUAAUGAUCAUUGGAAAAUCCAGAAAUCCAAGAGCCUUCAAAAAUAUUAAAACAUUGCCUGUCAUUUAUGCACCUCAAAACAAAGAGUGGAUGAACACCAAAAUUUUUAUUGAGCGGUACGAUAAGACUCAUUCCAAAUUUGAAGAAACAUCAAAAGAAUUUGGGAAAAACAGGAAAAGUGUUACUCCUCUUGGACAAUUCUCCGCCACGCCAAAUCCUGAUUUCUUAUAUCGGGAGAAUGGAAAGUUUCAUGUUGUUUUCCUGCCACCUAAUGUGACACCUUUGAUUCAGCCGAUGGAUCCAAGUGUCAUUGAAACCGUAAAAUGUCUUUAUAGAAAGCAACUUUUAAGGAAGAUUUUAUUAUUGGAUGAACAAAAUGAGGGGGAUUUCUGA
Messenger RNA from Parasteatoda tepidariorum (common house spider), 399 nucleotides. NCBI's taxonomy places the organism in Eukaryota, Metazoa, Arthropoda, Arachnida, Araneae, Theridiidae. The record is from RefSeq and is a predicted model, not a curated record.